Molecule: messenger RNA, 624 nt
Organism: Emiliania huxleyi CCMP1516
Lineage: Eukaryota; Haptophyta; Isochrysidales; Noelaerhabdaceae
Exons: 1
Biological process (GO): proteolysis
Molecular function (GO): serine-type endopeptidase activity
Source: RefSeq, a predicted model, not a curated record
UGCGGCGCCAUCCUCAUCCACGCGGAGUGGGCGCUGACGGCCGCACACUGCGCGCCCUACUUUGGCGCUGGCUCCGAGAUUCUCCUUGGUCAGCACUCGCGCAACGCUGCCGGAUCCGGCGCUGAUGAGUGCGUCGAGCGGCUCGAGGUGGAGACCAUCGUCCCUCACGAAGACUACAACGGUGGCACUUUCGACAACGACAUUGCGCUCAUCAAGUUGUCCGCCCCGAGCGAGUACGCCGCGAUCGAUAUGCUCGACCAGCCUGAUGACGACACCUGGCACAGCGCGGGCACGCCGCUCGUCGUGGCGGGCUGGGGCACGCUCUCGUCGGGCGGCAACACGCCCGACAAGGCACAGCAUGUGACCGUGCCGGCCGUGCCCGAGUGCGCCGAAACUGGCUACGGCAACCAGUACAACCCUGCAACGAUGGUGUGCGCUGGCGAGACGGGGCUCGACAGUUGCCAGGGCGACUCGGGCGGGCCUCUUUUUGGCAUUGACAGCUCGGGCAAGCGCACACUGGUCGGGAUUGUCAGCUGGGGAUAUGGUUGCGCGGCCAACAACUACCCCGGUGUCUAUGCGCGUGUGCAGGCCUACACCGACUGGAUCUGCGACUUGACCAGUGGC